AUGGACGGGGGGUUCCCCCCGCUGCUGAUGCUGGGGCUCCUGAGCGCGCGGGGGGCGGCGGAGCCCGAUGCCUCUGCCAUCCUGGUCUCCAAGCGGGGGCUGCGCGGCCCCCUCGGCCGCUCCGUGUCGCUGGACCCGGGUGCGGCCGGGGGACAGGUGUCGGGUUGCGGUGCUGGGGAGCGGGGCAGCCCCACAGCCUGCCGGCGCCUUGCAUCCCCUGCGCCCUCGCCCGCCGGGCAGGUCACCUACACCCACUUCGGGGCCCGCAGCCCCGGCUGGUACCGCCUGCGCCUCCAGCUCCGCGACGACUCGCCCUGCCGGACCCUCGUCGUGCCUUUCACGCUGGAGGGGGAGAUAAAUGCUCUUCCAGCAGCUGCGCCUCCUCACCAUCAACCUGCCCCCUGCCCGUGGAGAAGCUGCGGGGGCUCAGCGCCCCCCUGGACGCGGAACCUGCUGCAGGCGUGCGGGGCCACCCGCGACAGGCACACGGCGGCCGCCGCCUCCCCCGGGCGGGACGGCAUCCCGGCGCGGGUGUCCGUGCUGCCGGCCGCCGGCCCGGGGCAGCAGGAGUACUUCCAGGUGCUGGUGGGGAUCCACGAAGGGGCCGACAGCACGUCUCCCGAGCCCAGCUUCCUGGCGCUGCUUAGGAUGGAGGUGGACCUGUUUGUGCUCACAGCCCUCACCCUUGACGUGCUGGCUGCUGAGGACCUGGAGCCCCCCCCCGGACCUCCUGAUCUUCACCUCACCUCUGUCUGGCCCAGCAAUGCAUGGCAGCAAGGCUUCCUGCUCAGCGCCGAUGACCCCAGUCACCCUCUCGUUGCCUUCUCACAGCAGGACCUGAGGGAGCUGAAGAUUGCUUACCAACCCCCUAUCCUGGACUCAGACCAGGAGCAGCUUUUCCAGGUGGAAGUGGAAGUCCUGGACCCUGAUGGUGUCUCCUCAGAGCCUUUUGCAUUCAUGGUCCUGGUAAAGCCUAUGAACACGUUGGCCCCUGUGGCCACUUUCAGUCAUGUGGCUGGCCCACAGCUGCUGCUUUCUGAGGGCCGGUCAAGGGCCCUGUCUGGCAACUUGGAGAUCAGUGAUGAGGACAAUCUGAAACAGGUGAAGGUCUGGGUCAUGCAGGGCCUGUGAUACGGGAAGCUCAAGGUCCUGGGUGUACCCCCCAGCUGCAAUACUGCUGCAGAGCUAGCAGCAGGGCAGGUGAUUUACCAGCACGACGGCAGUGAGCACAGCUACAGUGACAACAUUAUCUUCCGCAUGGCAGACGGGCAGCACCGGGUCGAAUUUCUGUACCCCAUCGCUAUUGCUGCUGCUGCUGAUCAGCCACCGCUGCUGAAUGCAAAUACAGGGCUGGUGCUGAGUGAGCACCAGGCUGUCCAAAUCUCACCUUUUGUCCUUAGUGCCACAGACAUUGACUGUGAUGAUACCUCUAUCUGAUUUGUCCUCGUUGGGGAUCCUGCAGUGUCCCUACUAUGCUCCCACUGAUUUGGUGAGCUGCUGCUGCAUCAGACAGAGCAACCAGCAUCUUACAAGAGCAAAGAAAGUGGAAAACGGUUGGACAGUGACUCCUCUUCCUCCCCCUGGCACUUUGUGGAGGAUGAGCACAUGUACGAGAGGGUGGUAAACGAGUGGCUGCAGCAGGACAUCCUCCCUGGGAGUCUGUUCUUCAGGCACAUGGGAGCUCAGUGCACCAGCCCAGUGAUGCGCCACAUUGUGUUCCAGCUGCAGGAUGACAAUGACCCCCCUGACAGUGAGCACAUGCUCCCCUGAUCAGUUAAAGUCCAACUGGUAGACAGCCUGCGACCUGUGCUGUGGCCAGGUACUAGCCUGCAGAUGACAGUGCAGGAGUAUCAGCUGACUGUCUUUAAGAAGCACCAUUUAUGGUAUACUGACCUGGAUACAGGUGUCAGGGAACUGAAGUACAUUUUACUGACACCCGCAACUGAUACAGAUGAGAACCACUCUGUGGUCACUGGAGAGAUUGUGUUGGCCGACAGUCCUGAGACAUCCAUUACACGUUUCACCCAAGGUCAGGUCAACCACCACAAGGUGGCAUAAUGACCCUCAGAUCAGGAGCUGGGGAUUGCACCAUGCAUGGUUCAGUUCACAUUCCUUGUAGAGGACUCAGCUGGCAAUCCUCUACAAGGUACCUUUACACUCUUCCUACAGCCAGUGGACAACCAGCCACCUCGGAUCACUAAUACAGGCUUCACUGCGCUUGAGGGAAACACCUUCCUUCUCACUAGCAAUUAGCUGGAUGCCACAGAUGAGGACACACCUGCAGACCAGAUUGUCUUCACAAGUCAAGCUCCGGAGCAUGGCCAUUUACAUCAUCUGCAGGAGGGCCUGAUGGUGCAAGGGGAUUCCUUCCUGCUAGAUGAUGUUGCUGGUGGGCGCAUCUCCUACGAGCACAGCGGUGAUGAGUAUGCCAGUGAUUCUUAUCAGUUGGAAGUGAGUGAUGGAGUCCAUCAUGUGCUGAUCACAGUCAAGAUUGCUGUGCAGUCUGUGGAUGAUGAAUACCCAAGUAUUGUUCUCCCCAGUGGUCACAGGCAGGUGGGAGCAGUCAUUGAUGUCCUGGAAAAUGGUGCUACUGAAAUUACUACAUCACUUAUCCAGGGUACAGAUGAGGAUACAGAUGACUUGGUGCUGACCUUCAUUGUGCAGGAUCCCCCCAGGCUAGGUGACAUCCUCAUGGAUGGAGUGUGAUCAGAAAAAUUUACCCAGCGUGACCUCAUCAGCGGAGCAGUAGCCUACACUCACACCAGCAGAGAGAUUGGCUUGAAAAAGAGGUAUGAUUCCUUCAACCUCACCAUUUUUGACCUCUCCAGUGAAUGGGUGGCAGGAGGCAGCACAGUACAAAGGGGGUGUGUGGCUGUAACUAUAUCACUUGUGGACAGCAUUGCACCUUGAGUGAUGGGUGGUGUCCUUGAGGGAGGGAAGCGUACUCUAACUCUGGGUGAGCUGAAUAUGGAGGACAUAGAUACUUGAAAAGAUGAUAUCUUGUGCAUUGUUACAGUUCAAUCCACUUCAGGAUAUUCGGAGAAUGUUUCUCCAGCUCCAGGGUCCAAGAAGUCUAGAGUUGGCACUGCCAUUAGUGCUUUUUCACUCAAAGUGCUUUUUCAGUCAAAGAUGUUUGUCGGCCAUGUCAACUAUGUACAGAGCAUUCACAAAGGCUUGGAGCCUGUGGAGGAUAGACCCACUUUCCAGUGCUCUGAUGGUGUUAACUUCUCGCCUCACCAGUUCUUCCCCUUCGUCGUCAUCCUCACCAAUGAUGAAAAGCCAGAACUUGUGCAUGAAUUCAUGGUGCUUGAAGGGAUGAGCCUGGUGAUUGACACCCCCAUCCUCAGUGGAGCUGAUGCAGACAUGCCUCCAGAUGAACUACAUUUUGUUAUUGCUGUUCCUCCUAAGCAUGGGCAGAUUGUGUGGCAGCUGUCCACAGACACUGCUGUUCAGAGUUUCACCCUGGAGGAGAUUCAGGAGGCUUCCAGCAUUGUGUCUGAGCAUGAUGACUCAGAGACAAAAGAUGAUAGCUUCCAAAUUCAGCUGACUGAUGGACACCAUACAGUGGAGCAGAAUGUGCUGAUUAUGGUGAUCCUCGUGGAUGAUGAGACCCCCAGGACAGCAAUCAACAGUGGUCUAGAAGUAGAGAUUGGCAAGUCAAAGGUCAUCUCUAGUCAAGACCUUAAAGCCACAGACAUCAAUUCAGUGGACAAGAGCCUUGUUUAUGUCAUCGAGGCACCUGUGCUGUGUUUCUUACAGCAUCUGAACAGACAAGAGGAAGCGCUGUGCAACAUUACACAAGGCACAAACUUCACACAAGAUGAUUUAGACCAGGGUUUUAUCCACUAUGUUCACACUGGCCUACAUGGAGUGCGUGAUCUCAUUUAAUUUGAUGUUACUGAUGGUAUUAAUGCCUUGAUAGACAGGUACUUCUGUAUUAUCAUUGGUAGCAUUGAUAUGGCCUUCCCUGAGGUGAUCAACAAGGGGUUAAGUCUGAAAGAAGGUGGAAAGGACACAACUGAUCUGCUCAGCACAAGUGAUGUUAACAGUCCUGAUGAAAAUUUGCAUUUCAGUCUGGUCCCAGUCUGGGGCCAUCUAGAGAACUUGGACAGUCCUGGAGUACCUGUUGUUUCCUUUACUCAACUCCAACUUGCUGGCAACAAGAUUUACUACAUUCACACUGCAGAGGAUGAGGUGAACAUGGACAGUUUUGAGUUUGAAGUGACAGAUGGGUAUAACCCAGUCUUCCGUACCUUCAGGGUCUCCCUCACAGAUGUAGACAAUAAAAAGCCGAUUGUAACUAUUGGUGACCUGGUGUAGGAAGGGGAGACCAGGCUGAUCACCCCUUUUGAACUGACUGUGGGAGACGGGGAUGCACCUGACCAUUUACUCCUAUUCACAGUCACUCAGGUUCCAGUGCACGGCCAGAUUUUGUACACCACCACCUACCCGGUGAGUAGCUUCACCAAACAAGACUUGAAUGAGAAACAUAUCAGCUACAGACGUGAUGGUACAGAAACCAGCCAGCAUAGUUUCUCCUUCUCUGUGACUGAUGGGACCCACACAAACUUCUCUAUUUUCCCUGACACUAGCAAGACGAUUUGUCAACCUCAGAUGAUGAGGAUUCAGGUCAGCUCACUGAAUAACAGAGUGCCCCAGGUAGUGGUGAACAAGGGUGCCCCUCCUCUGAGAAGACUUCCAGCUGGACACCUAGGCUUCCUGAUCACUACUGAUAUUGAUGAAAUGAAGAUCAUCUACAUCCUGAAGGAAGGUGAUAAUGCUACCAGUGACAUCUUCUGUUUCUCCAUUGAAGACAAUGAUACCAACAGCGUAAGAAAAGCUGUGGCAAUAGAUGUGUGCAGCUAUAACAACCAUACUAGAAUAGAGGAACUGGAUGACAGUAUUGUUUUUAAGAGGCACGAAAUAAUUGUUCCACUCAGUGCCAGUGAACCUGCUUUCUACUUCGGUAACACUGAGUAUCGAGCUGAUGAAAGUGCUGGUUAUGUGGACAUCCGUGUCCGGAGGACUGGAACAGAUCUGUCCAAAGCAGCUUCUGUCACGGUGUGUUCCAGAAAAACAGAACCAGUGUCAGCAGAGGUAGUAACUGACCAUACAAGUCUUGUUGCUUCCCAAACAACUGGGGUUGAUUAUGUGGGUAUCAGCCGCAACCUGGAUUUUACACCAGGAGUCAACACGCAAGUGUUUCAUGCGAUCAUCCUUGAUGAUUUGGGCCAGCCUGUUCUGGAAGGUCUGGAGAAGUUUGAACUAGUUCUCUGUGUGCCCACGAAUGCAGUGCUUGGAAAGCCUAGCAAAACUACUGCCUUUAUCAAUGACACUGUCACUGACUUGUGUUGCUAUUCCCGCCAGGGUUCUGCCCAAGUUAUGAUGGACUACAAGGAGAGGCCAAAUACAGAUGAGCCUCUGGUGGUGCUUCUCCCAGAAACAGUGAUUAAAUUCUCUGAAAUAAAACACAGCAUUCAGGAGCCCCAGGAACCUGGAGAAGUUGUACUAGUAAGAAUCCAUCUUCUAUGCCACAGUGAUAGCUCCAAAGUAUCUGUUGCCAGAGUGCACACUGAGAAUGGCUCAGCCGCCUCAGGGGAAGACUGCAAUCCAAUGUCAGAAGAUAUUGAAUUCAGAGAAGGAGAGACCGAGCAUUUUGUUGAAGUAGAGAUUCUGUAUGAUGGCAUAAGAGAAAUGAGAGAAGCGUUUAUUGUCCACCUGAAAGCUGAUGAGAACAUGAUGGCAGAGACACAGCUUUUCUCUCUCUCAACUCAGAUGAGUAAAGCUGUUGUGUGCAUUGAAGAAAUGGACAGUGUUGCAGAUGUGACGUAUCCAGCUGUGCCCCAGGUUGUCUCACUUAUGACGUAUGACGAUGCUGCUCCAACUGGCUAUCUUGUUGUCUGUGUAACAGCAGGCUCCAGGCUUCAGUGUGCAGCUCGAGCUAUGAAUGCCAAUGGUGAUGCAGAUCUGGAGCUGCCAAGUCCAAUUUAUACAGUAAACAGAGAGGAAGGUUUUUGCCAACCUCACAUCCCAUGAGGUGUAGGAGCAGAACCUUUCUCAGCUAAAAUUCGCUGCAUGGGUCCAGAUGAUCCUCACCAUCGCAAUCUGAUCCGACUAACAGUCACAAUGCCCCAUAUGGAUGGAAUGCUGCCAGUUAUCUCCACGCGCCCCUUAUCCAGCUUUGAGCUAAUGCUUAGCCCAGAUGGCACUCGUGUGGGACACCACAAGCGCUCCAACCUGCUGGACUAUAGUGAGAUCCAGACCAAACAUGGGUUUAUUACAGAGGAAACUAAGAACCCCAAAGUGAUUGGAGAAACCUCACCUUACCAGUACAGCAGCGCUCUGCAGUCUGCCAAAACCUUGCAUUUCUACCAGAACCUUAACCUUGAGGCUUGCCUUUGGGAGUUCAACAGUUACUACGAUAUGCCCGAGCUUCUGAUGGAUUGCAGUGGCUCCGUUGGCACCGAUGGGCAGAGAUGCGGCACUGAAGUGCCUUCCUCUCUCAACAGGAGGCUUUGGAAGAACAAGUCCAGCAGAAAGUGUUACUGGGAGUGUGUGAGAAAGGUCUUAAAUCCAGUGCAGCCGUAUGUAACUCUGUGGGUGCCUCUGUCUCCUACAUCUUCCACUCCCCUGCUGCCGUUGGUGUCUGGCAACGUUUUGAUUUGCAGUCUGGUCAGUGAGCCAGUGGCAGCAGAGUUCAGUCUAAAUACUCAAACGUUUCUGCUAUCUAAAAAGGAGCUUUGGAUAUCGGAUGCAUCAAUGGGAUCUGGAGAAGGAGCUGAUGUAGCCUUCACCAAGGGAUAUGAAAUCUAUGGCCGAGUGAUGGUGGAUCCAGUUCAGAAUCUCGGUGACUCCUUCAACUGCAACAUCGAGAAGGUGCUCCUUUGCACUGGUGCCAAUGGGUACGUGCCCAAGUAUAGCCCAGACAAUCAGGAAUACGGAUGCCUGGCUGACUCGCCCUCCUUCUUGUUCAGAUUCAAGAUCCUGGUUAAAGCUCACCCUGAGACUCAAGCAAGAGCCUUUGAAAACCUGGAGUUUUGUGCUACAUUAGCAGCCGAUCAUGCAGAUGCUUCUCCUCUAGUAAAACAGCCUGGUUCUGGUGGUUUCAGCCUGUCAUCUGCUCCACUUUUCCAGGUGGCAGCUGGCCGAGAAUGGGACAUUCACACUAUUUACACGGUCCGAUCGAAGGAAAAUGCACACAGGGACCAUGGCAAAAGAAGUCUUGACCACCACAUGUUGUCCUCUGCUAAAGGAAGAGUUAGCACCACAGCCUUUAAAUGCAGCGGAAGAGCCAACCUGGGCACCCCGGCCUUCAUGCAAGACAUCAGAGCAGAUAAGAACAGGGGCACGAAUAUUCAGCAUAUUGCGCUUGACCGUUCUGGCAAAGCCGUCAUCAUCCAGAAAGACGUGGUCCCAGCUGGUGUGCCGCAUCACAGGCCAGUUCUGGCAAUCACAAGCAGGGACUCUGGAACCAAUAUCGUGCCCGUUACUGGAGGCCUGACAGGACUGCUGUCUCUGCUCUGCACUGUGGUCAUACUCCUUUUUUUGCUGAAGCAGAGGAAACAGCCCUCUGCUGGGAAAAGCAAAGCGCCCAUCGGCGACUCCAGCAGCAGUGACGCUACGACCACACGACCCAGCAGCAGUGACCGGUCAGAAGUCUAGCCAAUUCUUGGGUGCUCGUUUUUUUUAACGUGUAGUUUCACCACAAAGCACACGCUCGAGUCCAGCUCUCGGCUGACUCCUUUGCACAGACAGGCCGCUCUGGGUCUAAUGCUGGUUUGACUACUUGUAUCGGGCAGCUAUCUCUGACAGGGUUGGUGUACUAGGUUCAUGUGUGACUGACUGACUUAGAGAAUUCAAACUAGUACUUGAUGAAUGGGAGUUGAGGCUUUUUUUUUUAAAUAAAACCUAGCUUUUAAGUU
Phalacrocorax carbo (great cormorant) is the source of this 7922-nucleotide messenger RNA. The record is from RefSeq and is a predicted model, not a curated record. NCBI's taxonomy places the organism in Eukaryota, Metazoa, Chordata, Aves, Suliformes, Phalacrocoracidae.